GCCAGGCCUAAGAAUAUUACAUAUCUCCCACUUCCCAUUGCUCCGUUCAUCCCCAUCCGAUCCCGCGGAAAUAGGCCCGGCUGCAUCCCACUGCCUAUACCCGCUUUGUCGCAUAGACCAUUGCUGUCUUUCUCCGUGGACAAGCAAAAGAUCCCGAACGCCCACUACCCACGCCGUUGAGCUAAUCCCUGGUCCAAAUGCCGGCAGUACCCCCUGAGACUCGACUGUCAGCCUAGUUUUUGACACAGUAAUUCCUCGUCACCGUCCCCGGUGUCCCCCCGAAUAGGUGUUCGGCCUGUCCUUCCAGGCCCCGUGGUUCCGCUCCCUGCGUCGGCUCGAUCUAUACUCGCCUCGAUUCGUGACCUCUCUCAUGCAUCUUGUACUUUCAAGGCAUUCGAUCACGCAGACACAUCAUGACGACCGUCACCGAAGUGCGCACAGAGCACAUCAUCACCACGGGUCUCCCGGAAAAGUCGGACCGGAUCACGGUCGAGGAAGAUGAGCUUUCGGUGCUCGGGUUGGCAGAUAUCCCUCUGCCGCCGCCGUCGAAGAUACCAACCGAGGUCCUGAGCAUAGACAAGCCAACGCCCGACCACCAUGUUCCUCGCGAUCCUCGCCUCAUCAGAUUGACGGGUGUUCAUCCCUUCAACGUCGAGCCCCCACUGACGGCGUUGUACGACGAAGGAUUCUUGACGUCACCCGAGCUUUUUUAUGUCCGAAAUCAUGGUCCUGUCCCAUUUGUCAGGGACGAAGACAUCCCCAAUUGGGAGAUCAGCAUUGAAGGGCUGGUCGAGAAGCCGCUUGUCCUGAACUUCAAAGAGGUGUUGCAGAAAUAUGACCAAAUAACGGCGCCAAUUACCCUUGUCUGUGCAGGCAACAGGCGGAAAGAGCAGAACGUGGUCCGAAAAACCAAGGGCUUCUCAUGGGGUUCCGCUGGGUUGUCGACCGCGCUUUGGACCGGCCCCAUGAUGGCGGAUAUUUUGCGCAGCGCAAAGCCCCUCCGGAAAGCCAAGUAUGUUUGUAUGGAGGGUGCGGACAAGCUGCCAAACGGAUACUACGGGACGUCCGUAAAACUCAACUGGGCCAUGGACCCCAAUAGGGGGAUCAUGCUCGCUCACAAGAUGAACGGGGAGGAUCUUACUCCCGACCAUGGUCGUCCGCUGAGAGCUGUCGUGCCGGGCCAAAUCGGAGGGCGGAGUGUCAAGUGGUUGAAGAAGCUGAUUCUGACCGAUGCACCCAGUGACAACUGGUACCACAUCUACGACAACCGUGUAUUGCCAACAAUGGUAUCACCAGAGAUGUCAUCCAAUGACCCGAACUGGUGGCGCGAUGACCGAUACGCAAUUUACGACCUCAACGUGAAUGCUUCUGUGGUAUAUCCCGAGCACAAAGAAGUGCUAAAUCUUGCGACGGCCGGCCCGUCGUACACGGUGAAGGGAUAUGCAUACGCGGGAGGUGGUCGAAGAAUCACAAGAGUCGAGAUUUCUCUGGACAAAGGCAAAUCCUGGCGAUUGGCGGACAUCUCGUAUGCCGAGGACAAAUAUCGCGAUUUCGAAGGCGAGCUCUUCGGUGGCAAGGUGGACAUGUACUGGCGGGAGUCCUGUUUCUGCUGGUGCUUUUGGUCGAUGGACAUCGCUGUUUCAGAACUGGAGAAUACCGACGCUAUCCUUGUGCGGUCCAUGGACGAAGCACUGAGCAUUCAGCCGCGCGAUAUGUACUGGUCGGUUCUGGGAAUGAUGAACAACCCUUGGUUUCGAGUCACCAUCACGAAAGAGAAUGGGACUCUGAAGUUCGAGCACCCGACAGAUCCUGCUGCACCCGGUGGCUGGAUGGAACGCGUCAAAAAGGCGGGUGGUGAUCUGACAAACGGCAAUUGGGGAGAACGGCACGAAGGAGAGGAGCCAGCAGAGCGUGAGCCUGAGAAGACGAUCAACAUGAAGAAGGAUGGUGUCAACCGAAUGAUUGAUAUUCAAGAGUUCAAGGCAAACUCGAGCGAGACGAAACCUUGGUUCAUUGUCAAUGGCGAGGUAUAUGACGGCACUGCAUUCCUGGAAGGUCAUCCGGGAGGCGCUCAGAGUAUCCUCUCCUCUGCUGGACUCGACGUUUCGGAGGAUUUCCUGGAAAUUCAUAGCGAAACGGCCAAAGCGAUGAUGCCCGAUUAUCACAUUGGAACAAUGGACAAGGCAUCUCUAGUGGCGCUGAAGAAUGAUAAAGCACCGGUAUCUGAGGAAACACGCGCCGUGUUCCUUCAGUCCCGAUCAUGGACCAAGGCAACGCUCACGAAGAGAACGGACGUGUCCUGGGAUACACGCAUCUUCACCUUCCAACUCGAGCACGACAAGCAAACAUUGGGUCUACCCAUUGGUCAGCAUCUGAUGAUCAAAGUCGCCGACCCGGUGGGCAAGGACGCCAUCAUCCGAUCCUACACUCCCAUAUCAGAUACGAACCAAGAGGGGACGAUGGAUCUGUUAGUCAAGAUAUACUUCGAUACGCCUACAGUCAAAGGCGGCAAAAUGACCACGGCUCUCGAAAAGCUUGCCUUGGGCUCUGUAGUUAACUGCAAGGGUCCCACGGGGAGAUUUGAAUACCUCGGCAACGGCAAGGUUAUAGUCAGUGGCAAAGAGCGUCGUGUUCGCUCGUUCAAGAUGAUCUGCGGAGGAACUGGAAUCACGCCGGUCUUCCAAGUCCUACGUGCUGUCAUGCAGGACAAUCAAGAUCCUACAUCGUGCGUUGUCCUUAAUGGAAACAGACAGGAGGAAGAUAUCCUGUGUCGGACUGAGCUCGACGCGUUCGAAGGGUUGGACAGCAAGAAGUGUCAGGUAAUACACACCCUGACCAAGGCUCCAGAUAGUUGGACUGGUCGCCGCGGACGUAUAGCCGAAGAUGUUUUGAAGGAAUAUGCGACCCCGGAUGGCGAGAGCAUGGUGCUUGUCUGUGGCCCGGAAGCCAUGGAAAAGUCUGCCCGAAAGAUCUUGCUGGAGCAGGGGUGGGCAGAGUCGGAUCUGCACUUCUUUUAGAGGGUGCAUGUCGGAAGAUACAUUUGUUGAGUGGUAUAUAAGAGCGACAUUGUUAGACUGUAUAUAGUAGUACGAUAGCCAUAUCACAAGGAUUGUAUACGAAUUGUGAUGUUAAUGCAUAGAAGGCCAACUCUUAGUUGAUGAAUACAACCACAAUUGACA
Aspergillus heteromorphus CBS 117.55 is the source of this 3179-nucleotide messenger RNA. RefSeq names its product nitrate reductase NiaD (gene niaD). NCBI's taxonomy places the organism in Eukaryota, Fungi, Ascomycota, Eurotiomycetes, Eurotiales, Aspergillaceae. The transcript is spliced from 7 exons. The coding region runs from base 414 to 3017 and encodes 867 amino acids. Gene Ontology annotation, biological process: nitric oxide biosynthetic process; nitrate assimilation. The record is from RefSeq and is a predicted model, not a curated record. Gene Ontology annotation, molecular function: molybdopterin cofactor binding; heme binding; nitrate reductase (NADPH) activity.